AUGGGUUCGGGCAUUUCUCGAUGUGUUUGUCCUUUUCAAAAUUCGCAUCAGCUGAUAAAUCCUUCACUUAUCACCAUUUCUCAAAAAACUACCACGUUGGUUCCCGACUUCAACAGUCAAAAUGAUCAUAUAAAUUCCCUUACAUUGAUAUUUGUAACAAACCUUAUAAAAGAGGCCGAGCGCAAAUUAAAUUCUCAUGAACGCAAUAAAUCAAUCAAUCUACUAUUGAGAGCAACGCAACUGGGCUCCGCAAGUGCCGCAACGAAACUGGGUUCGAUUUAUUUGAAUGGAAUUGAUAAUGACUCGGAAGACACGGAAAUCUCUCCAGAUUAUGUUUCUGCUGCGACGUAUUAUUUUGUAUCUUUAAAACUUACUUUAAUGAUUCCUUAUGCUUCAUGGGAUAUUGAAUUGAUCCUCGAAACCGUCUCAGCCUUAACAAACCUAUAUUGCAAUCAAUUAGGAGAUCCCAAUAAUUUAGAUAUUUUAAAUCAUGGGGUGAAAUUAAUGGGUGAAAUUGACAAGAAUCUACAAGAUACGUAUUUCAUGAGGAUUUGUUCGUAUAAGCAAACUCAAAGGAAAAGGGCAUCUCGCAUUCACAUAAAUUAUUGUCGCGCGAUAACCGCUGAAUCAAAAGGUGACCUUUUAGAAGCCUUAAAAGGUUUCGAAGAAUGUGAACUGAUCGGACAAUGUGGGAUAGAAAGUGCCGAUAAAUUAAUUAAAAAAGCAAAUUCUAGUAUGCAUAGGUUAGAUAAUACAAGACCAAAAGUUCAACCAAUUUGUGCCCAAUGUAAUUUUGAAGCUAAAGAAUUAAUUGAUAUCUGGAAUUUAUUAAUUUGUACAAGAUGUAAAAAGGUGACUUGCUGUAGGGAAUGUCUAGACAAACAUAUAAUAGGUCAUCUGGGAAGAACUUAA
Funneliformis mosseae is the source of this 912-nucleotide messenger RNA. NCBI's taxonomy places the organism in Eukaryota, Fungi, Glomeromycota, Glomeromycetes, Glomerales, Glomeraceae. The record is from the annotation of a GenBank genome assembly.